Molecule: messenger RNA, 1168 nt
Organism: Anopheles maculipalpis
Lineage: Eukaryota; Metazoa; Arthropoda; Insecta; Diptera; Culicidae
Product: fatty acid hydroxylase domain-containing protein 2-like
Exons: 3
Coding region: 311-1162 (283 amino acids)
Biological process (GO): sterol biosynthetic process
Molecular function (GO): iron ion binding; C-4 methylsterol oxidase activity
Source: RefSeq, a predicted model, not a curated record
AAAGUAUGAUUUCCGACAAUAUUACGCAAGCCAUAUCGCGAGCAUGGGAUAUUGGUAAUAUCAACAGUCGGCUUCAUACCAUAAGCCGCAAACAUCUAAAUCAUGCCCGGGAUAGAAAUAAAGAUAAAUCUAACUUUAUGUUAUCUUAUCGUAAACCCGAUGGGCGUGCUGUGUUCAUUUUGGAAUCUAGUCUCCAACGUUCUUUUAUCCGAUCCCCAAACGCCGAAAAGUUACAAAAUAACCGUUGACACACAAUUCCAGCUCAGUGUAGUAUAGUCGGCAAACGAAUGCGUGCGUUACUCCCUGGAUAAUGGAUACGGUUUUCAGAACUCGUGAUUUAAUUGGGUCACUGGUGGAGAAAAAGUGGAACUCACUUUUAGACGUAAUAGGUGACGAUCCCGACUUUCUCUAUACAUGGGGGCUAACCAUAUACGUACAUUCCUUUUUCUGGAUCGUUGGUGGAAUGUUUGUGCUAAUGGAUAUCUACAACAGACCAGUGUUUUUGCGUAGAUAUAAAACACAACCGGGAAAGAACGAACCCAUACCCUGGAAUGAUUUGCUGCGGGUCAUCAAGACAAUAAUUUUCAAUCAAACUAUCAUCGGUAUCCCGCUAACGUUUGCUGGAUAUCAUGCAACAGUCAAAGGAUCCGUUCCGAACGUACGUACACUGCCCAGCAUCGCUGAGAUCCUGCGCGAUCUACUAGUGUGUGUUAUCUUUGCCGAAAUUGGGUUUUACUACGUUCACCGGUUUCUGCACAUCAAGCCACUCUACAAACUGAUCCACAAAAAGCACCACGAGUGGACGGCUCCGUUCGCUUGGACUGCGAUGUACUGCCAUCCGAUCGAGCACAUCAUCAGCAAUAUGAUCCCACCGAUGAUCGGCAUUCAACUGAUGAAGGCGCAUAUCUUCACCACGGCCAUAUGGUUUCCGCUGGUAAUCUUCAACACGAUCCGAGAUCAUUGUGGUUACCAUUUGCCAUUCUUUCCCAGUUCCGAAUACCAUGACUAUCAUCACGCCAAGUUCACCGAGUGCUUCGGAACUUUUGGCUACCUUGAUUGGCUGCACGGCACGGACACGAAAUUUCGCAAGUCCAAGCAAUACCAGCGUCAUCGCACACUAUGGGGCAUCAAAUCGGCAAGAGAACUGUAUCCGGACAGUUGAGUCACA